UAAGGAGGGCUGGGGAUGUAGCGCAGUGGUGCCAGGCUUGCCGAGUAUGCGUGAGCUCUCGGAUUCAAUUCCCAGUGCUGAGGCGGUGGGGCGGGGCGGGGCGACACGUGACGCAGCAGCUACGUCACAACUACCCUUCCGGAAGCCACUUGUUACUUCCUCCUCCUCACACCUCUCCCCCAAUUACGGCUGCGUCUCUUAAUAUGUUCGCGUCCCUGGUCAGAUACCAAGGCUUUCUAAAGUGAACCUCUUCACUCUGCUCAGUCUGUGGAUGGAGCUCUUCCCAGAAGCCCAAAAGCAAAAAUCUCAGAAAAAUGAAGAAGGAAAGUGUGGACCAUCAGGAGAUAAUGAAGAGAUGGCCCGUGUUUCAACUGACAAAAAACAGGUGAAGAAAACUGGCCUUGUGGUGGUGAAAAACAUGAAAAUUGUUGGUCUCCAUUGUUCUAGUGAAGAUUUACAUGCUGGGCAAAUUGCUCUUAUUAAACAUGGGUCAAGGCUGAAAAACUGUGAUCUUUAUUUUUCCAGAAAACCAUGUUCUGCUUGUUUGAAAAUGAUUGUAAAUGCUGGAGUUAACCGAAUUUCAUAUUGGCCUGCUGAUCCAGAAAUAAGCUUGCUUACUGAAGGUUCUAGUUCUGAAGAUGCAAAAUUAGAUGCCAAAGCAGUGGAAAGAUUGAAGUCAAACAGCCGGGCCCAUGUGUGUGUCUUACUCCAGCCUUUGGUGUGUGAUAUGGUGCAGUUUGUAGACGAGACUUCUUACAAAUGUGACUUUAUUCAAAAAAUUACAAAAACAGUGCCAGAUGCUAACAUUGACUUUUAUUCUGAAUGUAAACAAGAAAGAAUAAAAGAAUAUGAAAUGGUAUUUUUGGUUUCAAAUGAAGAAAUACAUAAGCAAAUAUUGAUGACUAUAGGUCUGAAGAACCUGUGUGAAAAUCCAUACUUUAUCAACUUAAGGGAAAACAUGAAAGACCUUAUCCUCCUUUUGGCCACAGUAGCCUCCAGUGUGCCCAACUUUAAACACUUCGGAUUCUCCUGUAGCAAUCCAGAACAAAUUAAUGAAAUUCACAGUCAAAGUUUGCCACAAGAAAUUGCAAGGCACUGCAUGGUUCAGGCCAGGUUAUUGGCAUAUCGAACUGAGGAUCAUAAAACAGGAGUUGGAGCAGUCAUUUGGGCAGAAGGGAAAUCUAGAAGUUGUGACGGAACCGGUGCUAUGUACUUCAUAGGAUGUGGUUACAAUGCCUUUCCUGUCGGAUCUGAGUAUGCUGACUUCCCUCACAUGGACGACCAGCAGAAAGACAGAGAAAUAAGGAAGUUCAGAUACAUUGUACAUGCAGAACAGAAUGCCUUGACAUUUAGGUGUCAAGAAAUAAAGCCAGAAGAAAGAAGCAUGAUUUUUGUGACCAAGUGCCCAUGUGAUGAAUGUGUACCUUUAAUUAAAGGUGCAGGCAUAAAACAGAUCUAUGCAGGGGAUGUAGAUGUUGGCAAAAAGAAAGCAGACAUCUCUUACAUGAGGUUUGGUGAUCUUGAAGGUGUUGGCAAGUUUACAUGGCAGCUGAAUCCCUCUGAAGUUUAUGGCUUGGGAAAAAAUGAGCCUGAAAGGAGAGACAACGAUGUGUUGAGAGCCACGCCUGUGAGUGAGGAGCAGCACCGCAGCAAGAAGCUGCACCUGGAAAAGCACGCGGAGGGCCUGUCCAUGCUGCAGUGACAGCCCGGGAACUGUUACUGUGCUCCCGCAAUGCAGCCUCGUGAGCCCAGAGAAUAACGAAAGAUUCUGUGAAUCACUGAAAGGUUUUUUAGGAUAUGUUAUUGAGAAUAUUUUAACUUUAGAUUCAUUUAUGUAUUUUCUAGAGUAUGGCAGUGUAUUCCUUUAUUAUACUAAACGAGACAGCAGUAAUAAGGAGACCAAGCUACUUACCAGCAAGUGCAGAUUUCUGUUGAUCUUGAACUUACACAAAAGUUUUAAAAGGGCUUGCUUCACUGGAGGUCACACUUGAAGAUGGAAUUAUACAUCUUUUGAGAAGUAUUAAUUCCUUUGGAUUACAAGGGUGACAACUAGUACACUGCUCCAGGAAGCAAAUGACAAUCUGGUCAUCUUUUAAGAGUCCAUGUAUAGCUAACCAAAAGAUCACAUUUUUAUCCAGAUCUUCUUAAUAAUCAGAAUUUACUUAAUUAGGACUGACUCAUAAAGCUGGUGGACCUGGUCUCCAUUUUAGUAGUAUAUUUUUUCAAAUGUUAAUCUCUUGGGCUGGGGGUGUAAAUCAAUAGAAUGCUUGCCCAGUAUGUACAAAUCCUGGGUUCAAGUCCCAACACUGCAAAAAUAAAAUAAAAUAAAAUAAAAUGUCAAUUUCUCUUAAAUAUUUCAGUGUAUAGAUUCACAAAGAUUUGUUGGACGAGGACCCAAUUAUGUCACUGAUUUUUGUUAGCAGUAGGAAGAGAAUAUUACUCUGAAGCAGUAUUGCUAUUUGAAACCAGUGACACUUGAGAUCACUAACAAUGAUCUUCAAAGCUGGUCAUGAUGUCAACAGGGAAGAAAUAUUUCAGUGUGGAAAUAAACAGUUUUAGGAUUUCAUUAAUAAAUCUUCCUCUCAUUAAUUUUCCCUUCCCUAUUAUUAACAUGGCUUUGACCUUUAAAAAGGAAGGCCUUUUAAGGACCUUUGUAUACCUCAAGAAUAGUGAAAGUCUUCAGAGUAAACAGAUUCAAAUUGCUCUUUGUAAUUUCUCUCAUUUUGAUUUGCUGAGGUACUUGCAGAAAAUUAGUCCAAAGAUGAACGUGAAUUCUGUACUUUCCCAGGGUUACGGAGGGAGGCCCACAGACCUGGGGAGUGACGUGUCAUGAGAAACAGCUCCCCCGGCUCUGUAGAGGUAUUUUGUCUUUUCUUUUAUCCGCUUUCCACAGCAUCACAUGGCCUCAAGGGACCCGCUGCCAGUUUUUCAAAAUUACAUACAGGGCUAUCCAAAGGCUGACCAGAUGUCCUGGGUUGCGCAGCAGCCUGCUUCUGUCCACUGGGGUUUCAAAGUCAUCAUAUACCACACAGCUGAGAACUGCCAUAAACAUUUACACAGAUUUGGGCAUGGAUAGGGGAGGCAUGGGGGUGGGGUGAGUGCAGGAGAAGUACCUGUAGAGAUAAUUAAUGUCAAUUUGAAAAUCACUAGUUAAGCUCUAUGUUUUUUUUAUCAACAUAAACCUUCCAAGAUGGUUUAUUUCCCAAAUUGCUUUAUUGAUACAUGCUUAAGUUCUUGGAUUCAUUGUUUUUACUAAUAUUUCAUCUGUGUCAAAUAUCUUAUAAAUUAAUGAGCAAAUAUUUUGUAAGACUCAGAAUCCUGAUAUAUACCACCAGAUUUGUGGAUUUUGCAUUGGGUGUUGGGAUGGGAUAUAAUAAGGGAGAAGCAUACAAUUACUAUGGUUAGAAAAUGAAAGGUUGAUAUUUCAUAGUAUUAUUAAAAUCAUGUUAAUGACACUUUUCUUCUGUACAACUUGUUUAAUAAAUUUUACCAUGUAGCACCAGAAGAACAGCUCUCUGCAUGGAGAUUUUAUGUAUACAGUGCAGUCUAUACAAAGUACUCAUUUAACUGCCUACAGUGCUGCCUCGGUUCACAAACCCAGCCUUCACCUCAGUUCUGGUCGAAAACUGAACUGGAUGAGAGCGGAAUUAAAUUUUAUCAUAAGGUCAACAUUGAACCUAACCACUGAAUUUGAUUUGGUUCUUGUCCAACUCAGUUUACAACUGAAUCAUGCAAAGAAUCGAGUUCAUGAACUGCGUACCACUGUAAUCCCAGUGCCUGGCACAUAAUAAGCGCUCAGUAUACGUUAAUUGAUUCACACCCACUAAGCCCUGGGGAUGAGCUGUGUAAGAAAUGCCCCCAACCUCAAGACAUUCGGUCCAGUGGAGGAUACAAGUAUAGUAAUAAAGAGAAAUGACUACGAGCAUGGUGCCUGCCUCUGCAGCAUCAGCAUCAGUGGAGACUUGUUAGAUUUGUACAUUUUCCGGACCCACCCCAGACCCAUUGAAUCCAAACCUCUGGAUCCCUCCGGCAAGCUGCGUUUUCAUGCGCCCGCAGGGGAUUUUGGUGAUCUUCAAGUCUCAUGUAACUGUAGGAACAGUGGUGGCACAAGAGGACUUUGAACACUCUGGGGAUUCAUAGAAAAGUCCUUGUAGAAGCAGAAGUGCUGAAGUGGGUCCAGAAGAGGGUGUUAGAGUCUGCCAAGCAAAUAGCUGGAAUGCAGUGAACCGAAAAAGCUGAGGAAACAGAAGACCACCCUGCAGGUGGGCCAGGAAAGUUGCUGGGUAGCACACCGUCGCUGUGGAGCCCAGAGCCCAGCUGGGCUUGCAGAAGCUAUGUGUAGCGGUGUGGACUCAGGUCUGCACAUUUCUAGUCAAAAAGGCUUCAUCCCUUGGCUGGAGAAAUCAACAUGUGCAUUUCCACAAAAAACAAUUCCUCCCUUAAUUUCCAAGGUGAGGACAAUGAUGGCAAAUUCAUAAUUUGUAAAGAAUAGCUCUACAGGAGGGGGCUACACACUUGCCCGGUUUAUUCCAUGUCUGUCAUGCUGAGUCAACAUGGAUUUAUGUGUUUUUAUUGUUAAAAAAAAAAAACUGAAACUUUUUUGAUAAA
This is a messenger RNA of Chinchilla lanigera (long-tailed chinchilla), 4608 nucleotides long. It is a transcript of the gene Cdadc1, whose product is annotated as cytidine and dCMP deaminase domain containing 1. Gene Ontology annotation, molecular function: zinc ion binding; dCMP deaminase activity. Gene Ontology annotation, biological process: dTMP biosynthetic process; dUMP biosynthetic process. Bases 272 to 1702 code for a protein of 476 amino acids. Gene Ontology annotation, cellular component: cytoplasm. The record is from RefSeq and is a predicted model, not a curated record. The transcript is spliced from 10 exons. NCBI's taxonomy places the organism in Eukaryota, Metazoa, Chordata, Mammalia, Rodentia, Chinchillidae.